AUGGAUAUCGCGGGACCAAGCAACUCCUCCGAAGAGACUUACGUGAGUUUUUCCGGUUUUCUCCAUACUUUCAAACAAAAACCUUGUUCAGGAAAAGUGGGCGCCAGUCGUCGAGUGCCCUAUUUGCUACAAUGUGUACGACAAACCGGUGCAAAUGGGAUGUGGCCACACGCUGUGCUCUUCUUGCGUCAAAAGAUUAGUGGAUCAAGUGAAGUCGAAUGCGAAUGUGGAAGUCGACGGGCCACGUCUGCACAACAUAGCAGCAGCGCAAGUCUUGUUGAACGCGGCAGGGGAUCCGAAUUUGCUCAACGGGUUGCCCGGAUUGGGAGGACUCAACGAUCAGAUAGACGAUGCGGCGUUGAUCGAUUUGCCACGGAUGGACCCCCGGGACCCAGGAUUUGUUCGUGGAGCGAUUGCUUUUCCCCAUCGGCGUCGCAUCCAAGAAGGAGCAUGGGAAAUCAAAUGUCCGGAGUGCAGAAAACCAACGAUCGUGCCAGCGGACGGACUGCCGGUCAACUACCGUGUGCAGGAAAUGGUGCAGAAACUGACGCCAAUGAUAAAGGAGAGGCAUAUGGAGAAAAUGUGCAAGCAGUGCAAUGCUAAUCUCGCCGGCGGCAUCUUCUUCGAUUGUAUCCAGUGCGACGAAAACGGCAAGCAGAUCUGCUCGACAUGCGCAAUUCGCUCGCACAACGGACACGAAGUCGCCGAACGAAAGGCGCUGACGUCGACAGACGUGCGUGACACAAAGGAAGCGAUUGACAGAGCGGCGCAGAAGGCGUACCAGGCUUUCGAAGAAAUCAAGCCGCAUCUUCGGACGAUCGGAGGAAUAAUUGAAACGAAAGCUUCGGAGGUAAAACUUUAAAACACAGCACACUUGAACUAAACAAUAAAUUGCAGAAGCUCAAGGCGCUCCUCAAAAUAUUUGCUCACAUGAGUAAUUCGAUUGAAAGCAAGAUCACUGAUACGUCGACUGCUGAUGACCUGGCGCAAGAAGUGCGCAAUGCAGAGCGCAUGGCUGAGGUCUACAAGGCUUCUGUGGCAAAAAUUAGCAACGAAAUGAUGGCAACUAUUGACAACGCGUUCGCGGUGUUCUGGGAUCCAUUUGAGGUCAGUAAAGUUUGUUGCUCAAUGAUCACGUUGUCAAAUAUUAAUUUUCAGCAACUGAAAACUGAGCUGAACUACGAUGUGGAGAUACCUGCCGAAGCUCAGGCUCCGCCAGCGAAUGGCAACGCGGCAGUUGCAGCUGAACCUGGGGACGCGGCGGCUGGCCAAGUUGCUCCUGGAAAUGCAAGAAUAGCGCCGGCCAACAACGUCAAUCCGAACGAUUUGGCCCCACUACGCAAUAACAACAAUCCGAUGAUGGUGAUCCACGGAGUCAUACACAAUCAGCAACAAGUGGCCCGUGCUAAUGCCCGUCGUCGCGCAGGUCCACCUCAGUUCCCACAGCAGCAGCAGAUAAUUCAGCAAGGAAACAUGCGGAUGAUGCCGCCAGGAGCGAUGCUGCAGUUCCGACAGCCUUUCCCGCCGCAACAGAACCCGAAUAUGCAACAAGGACCUCCGCAACCGGGACAACCGCAACAAGGGCAUCCGCAACCAGGACAUCCCCAACAAGGUCCACAUAUGCAUGGAUUCGGUUUUCCAAUGCCCAACCAGCAUCCGGCGGUGCAUAUGAAUAUGAUGCCCCCGCAGAUGCCACAAAUGCCUCCGCAGAUGCCGCAAAUGCAACAACAGGCGCCGCGACAACAGCAACAGGGACCGCCGCACCACCAUCAAAUGCAACAGAUGCAGAAUAUGGGACCGGCGCCGCAUAUGGGCCAGCAGCCAAUGGGACAUCAUUACAAUCCGCAUAUGCAUCAACACCCACUUCCGAUGCAACAGCAGCAGCAACAGCAGAACAUGAUGCCGCCUCAGAUGCCUCAACAGAUGCCCCAACAAGCUCCGAUCCGUCGUCAGCCCGACCCGAAUGCGUUUCCACCGCCGCCUCAACAGAAUAAUCAGCCGUAUCUCGGAGGAAUGCAAAGACAGCAGCAGCAGAAUAACGGCCCUCCGCCGCAAAUAGUCAUGCAACAUCAGAUGCUCCAUCACCAGUUGCAUCAUCAUCAACAUCAACAUAUGCAGCAACAGCAGUUCCAGCAGAAUCAUCAACAGGCUAUGCAGCAACAUAUGCAACACAACCAUCAGCAGCGACUUCUACAGCAACACCAGAUGGACCAGCAACGAAUGCAGAAUCAACAGCGCGCUCAUCCACCCCUGCAGCAGGAGCUCGCGCAGAUCAUACUACAAGAUCAAAUCCAGCAGCAAUUGCAAAACAUGCGAAACCAGCAAGUUGGAAUAGACCAAGAUCAACAGGAGCCGCCAGCGAUGCCAGCCAUGCCGGCCAUGCCAAUUGAUAAUCCUCGUGAUGAAAUCCCUCGUGAGUGAACACAUCCCCGUGCCGUAAAGUGCUAACAUUUUUUGGUUAUCAGUAUAAAAUACAAUUUAAUUUUCAUAUAUUCGUAAAGUAUCAUAAACAUGGGUGCCAACUAAAUGUGCAUUGAAUUUCUUACCUGCUCAGGCAAAUCGUUUCUAAUCUAGCUAGCUAAUUCUCGUUUCUAACCGGAUCUAGUUAGAUUGUUAAUUUACUGCGAUUAGAUUGCAAAUUCUUCUAACUAUACAUACAUUUAGAUCGUACCCGUGUCUGCACUAGAAAUUGGCGAAAAUAACUGAUUCUCGUUACAGAAGUCGAUGACGCUGCUCAAGAUGACAACUGGGGAGCUCCACGCGAGAACCCUUUCGAUGAGUUCAACGGCCAAGGGGCCGCGCCAGCAGUCGAGGAUAUUGAACCGGAACAGCCGGAAGAAAUGGACGUCGUCGCCGGACGCGUCGAGCCCGAUAUCAACGCUUUUCGCGCCGCGAACGCCAAUCUUCAACGCUACAGAGAAGUGCGCGGACGGAUUCAGAUUAAUGCACUCGUUGUCGAUAAUUUGGAGAACGUGGGAGGCAACAACGGCGAAGAACUGGAAGCUAUUCCGGAAGACGACGAAAUUCCGAUCGUAGUGAAUCAGCAAAUGUUCGACGACAUGAAUGGUUAGUUGAAAAAAUCGAAUUUAGAAUUCCAACGUUGCAAUUAUCGUUUCAGCUGCCCAAUUUGCACGGCUCAACGAGCUUCGUCAAGAGGUUGAGGCGAUAGAUAAUCAGCUCAACCAAGACGGACAGCCGCAGGAGCUUGAGAAUCCGGAAGAGGUGCCACCUUACAAUGCAGAAGACAUCGAGCAGCAGGAGAAUCUCUAUAUACUCCCUGUUCGCAUGGAAAAUGUGCAGCAAGAGGAUGCCGAGGAAAACGGGGACAAUAACCGCCUAGACGGAGGCCCGAUCGUCGUCCUUGACGACGAGCCUGUUGAGCAAGCGGAGGAGGCUGAGAUCAUCGCUCAAAUUGUGGCGGAUACGCAAGCCGAGGAUGCAUCCGAUGAGGCUGUCAUUCUACCGGCAGAGCCACUUGCUCAGGCCCAGCGUAUCAGUUCACGUCGUUCGACAAGAAGCACCCCCGUUGUGGAGGUUCCAGCCGACGCCAGACGCACGACUCGCAGUUCCGUUCGUCAUCAAUCCUCUGCUGAUGACAGCUCCAUGCCUUCUUCGUCGGGACAGAGAAGCCCGAGUAAUGAGAGCUCUUCUAAAAGAAGGAGGUUGACAAGAAACCAAAGUCGGAAGAGCCGCAGCCGAUGGAACAGGAUGAGCCGGGAGACACUGUUCAACGACCUCAGAAGUGAGUCACCUGUAACAUUAAGUUAAUUCUCAAUGUUUCUUUCCAGGCGUCGUGCAGUCACUUCUGGAUCUGGACCUUCCACGUCUUCUGUAGCGGGACCUUCGUCUUCUACUCGCAGUCACACUCGUUCCUAA
Molecule: messenger RNA, 3876 nt
Organism: Caenorhabditis sp. 36 PRJEB53466
Lineage: Eukaryota; Metazoa; Nematoda; Chromadorea; Rhabditida; Rhabditidae
Source: the annotation of a GenBank genome assembly